Messenger RNA from Pseudo-nitzschia multistriata, 1633 nucleotides. The record is from the annotation of a GenBank genome assembly. Lineage: Eukaryota; Bacillariophyta; Bacillariophyceae; Bacillariales; Bacillariaceae.
GAAACCAUUUCCAUCCCACAAUUUUGCGAGGGGGAUCUUUGUACGAGACGAGUUUGAUUCCAGAUGAAUACUGCGAAUAUUGCGGUUCCAAUGGAAGUGUCAUAAAAGUUUAUUUGUUCUAUCUAUUUGUCAAUCGCCCAUAGACAACACAACGACAUUCAAAUAACGAUGACGAAGGCCCUCGAACAUCUCRAUUUGGCUGGGGGAAUCGGUAAGAGCCACGAUGGUAUUCGCUUGAGAACAUCUUCUCUCGUACAAAGCAAGGAAGCGAUUUCUACAACACAACAGAAGAUGGACCGUUACCAAAUGAUGCCAUACAUCCAGAUCGAUCACCCCUUUCAUUUGAAAAACGAUCUGAAAUUUGCAUUCACGUACAGUGACGAAUCUGUCUCCAUCGGUAGCAGUGUUUGCAGUGGCCUGCGUAAUAGUUUGCACUCGUCGUUAUCUUCUUUAUCGCUCGAAUAUACAGACUUGGAUUUUUCAUCGGAGUCUAGUUGCGAAGAAGGCAGUUCCUACGCCAUGGAAGAAACCCCUAGCUGGAGACUUUCCCCUGAAGAAAACCAAAGCGAUUGGACCAUAACUAUUGAAAGUGUUCCAGAGGGUACCAUCUCGAGAUACCAUGUUCACAAGAAAGCGUUAAUCAACAAUGGGCACAAAGGUAGUGAUUUUUUCGCAAGGCUCAUCAACGAAACCGAUAUUACAGAAACAAAGCCAAUCAAGAUUCACGAAGAUGCUGCCAGGCUCAUCGAAAAUAUGCUUGAUUACAUGUAUGCAAUUGACGACGAACUGGAUAUAUCCAGUGACUCAGCUAUCGGACUUCGCCAUCUUAGUCAAUUCUUUGGUAUUAAGGGAUUGGCGAGGCGUGUUAACUGUUUUAUCAACGAAGACGUUUCAUUGGAAAAUAUGGAAUCCUAUUUGGAAACCACAUCUGCAUUUGAUGAUAUGCAGACAACAACUCUUCUUGCUGAUCGCUGCGCGGAAGAAAUCGAAAACAUUAGUCCUUUGUCAUCACUAGUCGGGGAAAUGGAUCCUAGUUUCAUUUUGUCCAUUGUUUCUAGUCGAAAAUUCAACCGAAGGAAGCACAGCAGUCACAUGAGUCACAUAAUGACCGGCUAUUUCAUCACACAGCGAGGUGCCAUUGACGGGCAUGUGUUCCAAGAGUUGACUGCGGAAGAGUACCUCCCAUAUGUUGACCAAGAAGCAGCUCUUCMAUUGCUUAUUCUUGAGGCCGCACUUGUUCGAGAGAGCACAGACGAAUCAACUCCGUUGUCGUCUUUGCAGCUGCGAUGCAUUGAAGGUAUUCUUCCGAUGUUCAGCAGCUCGGCAAAUAAUGACGUCAGUGAUGCCGAAAAGAAAUCGAGACAAACCGCGAUGCUCAAAAUUCCCAAAAAGGUUCUGGCAGAAAUCCUCUCGAUGUUGCCAAUCAAAUAACAUCGUAGCAUUUAAAAUUGCAGCACUAGCUACGAGACAACACGAGACCGAGUGAAUUGUCACUACCGCCCUGAAAAAUAGUCGAAAAAAAAGUAAUAGUAGUCAUGAAUGUUAGAAUUUUUGAUUGCAUGAAAAUAAUGCAGAUGGAGUGCCUUCUCAUUUCUGCAUUGAAGCUACACUCCAAUACAGCAAUUCUGUAUUC